Molecule: messenger RNA, 1072 nt
Organism: Polyodon spathula (Mississippi paddlefish)
Lineage: Eukaryota; Metazoa; Chordata; Actinopteri; Acipenseriformes; Polyodontidae
Product: structural maintenance of chromosomes protein 5-like
Exons: 5
Coding region: 658-882 (74 amino acids)
Biological process (GO): double-strand break repair via homologous recombination
Cellular component (GO): Smc5-Smc6 complex
Molecular function (GO): ATP hydrolysis activity; ATP binding
Source: RefSeq, a predicted model, not a curated record
ACUGCACAGAAAGGUAGUUUGUUUUAUUUAUUUUUGUUGUACUAGGUGUUUGUUUGUUUUUUUUUUUUAAUGGGGAAAACUGUGAAAUCCACAUGAAUUGAAUAACCUCUUCCGGUGUUUAUUGGCUAUACACCAGUUUCAUUUUUUUUUAUGUCGGGAGUGAUGUUUUAUUAUAAAACUGAAAAUCGGAAGCCUUAAUUGUAGAUUAUGCUCAUUGUAAAUACAUACCACCCUUACAUGGGCUCAUCCUAAGGGAUACAAUAAAAUGCAUUACGAUCAAAGUGAUUGCUGCAAAUUGUAGAAUUUUUGUUCUCUUGAAAAACAGGAUUACUUUUUUUCCCUCACAACCGUGUAGACCUCAAUAACGACCCCUAAUAUCGCACACCACAUCAAAAUCCAGAACACCUGUGUUUUUUUUUUCUUCAAAUUGCUCUUCCUGCAGUCAACGGAGGACACACCUUGUCCUCAAACCCCAGUGCACCGGAGCUGACAUGCUGAAAAGAGCUUUGAAAUAGACGAAACUUAUACGUGUAAGAAGUUGCCAGGAUGUAAACAGUGAAAGAAAAAUUACAGUUCCAUGCAGUGUGCUGGAGAGGUGGACAUACAUUCAGAAAACGAGGCAAGAAAGUGUUCUUUCCCUUAAGGGCCAAGAUAAAAAUGGUGCAGGAGGAAUAUGACAAGUAUGGAAUUCAUAUUCGAGUGAAGUUUCGCAGCAGCACCCAGCUCCAUGAGCUCACUCCAUAUCAUCAGAGCGGCGGCGAGCGCAGUGUUUCCACCAUGCUGUACCUCAUGUCGCUGCAGGAGCUCAACCACUGCCCUUUCCAGGUAGUGGAUGAAAUUAAUCAGGGUAUGGACCCAAUUAACGAACGGACAAAUUCGUAGAGCCAUUGAAAAGACAGCAAUCCUCAACUGGGAUCCAUUGUUCUGUUGUAUUGAUUUUGUUUGUAGAAUAAAUAGUCUCCAUAUUAAAAGUACCACAUAUAAAUGUAUUUGUACAAGAAAAUUAUGAAACCGUUUCUGUUCUUGUUUUGUGUGCUAUGCAUACAAACUUGUACGAUAUUUUGCAUUAAAA